AUGUCGCCAUCUCGGCUUCCGACACGGUUGCUGAACGUAGGGGGCGAUGGCUCUUCAAUCAUCAAACUUCAAAAAACCAAGGGCAUGAAUACACCUUUGAACUACAUUGUUCUUUCUUUUGUCUGGGGCUCCGGGGGGACCAGCACCGGUGAAGGCCUCACGUUUCCCCACAAUAUCGAGGACCAUGAGCGAGGCAUCGAUUUCUCUAGGCUUCCUAAAGCCUGCCGGGAUGCCAUCACGAUUACCCGCGAGCUCGGCAUUGAGUAUCUGUGGAUUGACAGCCUGUGCAUUGUCCAGGGUCCCGAUGGGGAUUUCGCGGAGGAGGCGCGGAGCAUGGAGGGCAUCUUCAACAACUCCUACUGUCUCCUUGCCGCGUGUUCAUCCUCCAGCAUACAGCAAGGUUUCCUGGAACCACGGCAGCCACGCCGGACUGUUUCUUUGGGGUCCCUGACGGGCGAAGCACUCGUCUUGUGUGAACUUGUCGACGACUUCGAACGGGAUGUCGACCUGUCUCCCCUAUACAGCCGAGGCUGGACAUUACAGGAGAGAACCUUGGCACGCCGCACGAUUUUCUUCACGUCGAAGCAGAUGUACUGGCAGUGCGGCGAGGGAAUCCGCUGUGAAACUCUCACCAAAAUGUCCAACUUCAGAGCCGGUCUUUAUGGCAGUCCGGAUUUUCCAAAAUCAUUCCUAGCCAAGACUAAGAUCUCUCCCGUCUCUAUUUUCAAGGAUCUCUAUAAGACGUACUCGCGGCUACAGUUUAGCAACUGGGCAGACCGGCCUAUUGCCAUCCUAGGCUUAGAACACAGACUUUCUCGCGAAACUGGGUGUAAAAGUCGGCAUGGCAUCGUGCUUGGCAAACCGGAGUACCUUGGCCAAAGCCUGAUGUGGCGAGCAGCGACCGAGACUGGAAUGUGUACUAUCAAAUUCCCAUCACAGCGACAACCACCAAGUUGGUCGUGGAUGGCCUAUACAGGAGAGAUCAGCUAUCUAGAUCUCCGGCCGGGAGAGGUCGAGUGGGAAUCCAGCAUUUCCAUGAUUGGUACUGAGUCCUCGGCAAAUGAAUGUUCCGGAGAGUCUAGCACUUCCAGUUCACUUUCAGCCCAAUGUUUGGAUUUCAACAGGGAGAACCUCGCAGAGGCAUGCUAUGAUGGGCCAGAAGAUGCGGCGCGAGAGGAUCAGAAAUGCGUCAUUGUAGGCCGGAGCCCAGGUUCUGACGAUGCUCAGUCAACAUUCUACCUGCUUCUCAUUGCCAGAGGAGGCCCAGGAAACAUCUACCUGAGAAUAGGAGUUGCUCUCGCUGAAUCAAAGGCUCUUUCCUUAAGAGUAUCUCCCGAGGACGUUGUCAUAAUAUAG
This is a messenger RNA of Clonostachys solani, 1356 nucleotides long. NCBI's taxonomy places the organism in Eukaryota, Fungi, Ascomycota, Sordariomycetes, Hypocreales, Bionectriaceae. The record is from the annotation of a GenBank genome assembly.